Messenger RNA from Mollisia scopiformis, 660 nucleotides. Its product is annotated as putative 13 kDa ribonucleoprotein-associated protein. Gene Ontology annotation, biological process: ribosome biogenesis; maturation of SSU-rRNA; mRNA splicing, via spliceosome. Lineage: Eukaryota; Fungi; Ascomycota; Leotiomycetes; Helotiales; Mollisiaceae. Gene Ontology annotation, cellular component: box C/D methylation guide snoRNP complex; precatalytic spliceosome; nucleolus. The coding region runs from base 141 to 527 and encodes 128 amino acids. Gene Ontology annotation, molecular function: RNA binding. The record is from RefSeq and is a predicted model, not a curated record. The transcript is spliced from 3 exons.
AUUUGAAGAAUAUCUGCAAAUUCCCACUUCGAAACUUCACAGCAUCAGGGCGAGCCAACGCAAGGAACCCUGCCAGCUUCGUCCAUACAGUCGCAAAACAUUCUCUUCAUUGAAUAUCAGAUCUCGAAUCUCCAUACACAAUGGCAGAAGAACAAAACGGAUCCGCUGCCUGGCCUGUUGCCGACCCUGCCUUGACGCAGGAAAUCCUCGACAUCGUCCAGCAAGCAUCCCACUACAGACAACUGAAGAAAGGCGCCAACGAGGCAACCAAGACUCUUAAUCGUGGUAUCUCUGAGGUUAUUAUCCUCGCUGCGGACACUGCUCCUCUAGCUAUUCUCCUGCAUCUACCGCUCCUGUGCGAAGACAAGAACGUUCCAUACGUCUAUGUCCCCUCAAAGACCAGUUUGGGCCGUGCCUGCGGUGUCAGCCGAGCUGUCAUUGCUGCCAGUAUCACCACCAACGAGGCUAGUGAUUUGAUGCAACAGAUUCGCAGCUUGAAGGACAAGGUUGAGAGACUCAUGAUCUAAGGAUUGGACUGGGUGGUCUUUUUGCUAGGACUACACAAAAUGGAGUAGUGGAGUAGUUGCGGCUAGGUCAUUCCGGUCUCUGAUCAGUUCAGAGAACUACAGAUAAACAAAAUUCAAGGCAUACCAAAAUCAG